Messenger RNA from Colossoma macropomum (tambaqui), 3521 nucleotides. RefSeq names its product FTO alpha-ketoglutarate dependent dioxygenase (gene fto). The coding region runs from base 155 to 1930 and encodes 591 amino acids. The transcript has 10 exons. Gene Ontology annotation, biological process: DNA alkylation repair; RNA repair; regulation of multicellular organism growth. The record is from RefSeq and is a predicted model, not a curated record. Lineage: Eukaryota; Metazoa; Chordata; Actinopteri; Characiformes; Serrasalmidae. Gene Ontology annotation, molecular function: mRNA N6-methyladenosine dioxygenase activity; ferrous iron binding; broad specificity oxidative DNA demethylase activity.
CUGAAUGGCACUUACAUGAAAAACUAACCAGCGUAUCGACACGAAUUUGAUCUAUGUCACGACUUCGUGUGUAACAGCUGUUUUUAACCCCCCAGCAGAUGUUAAAGAAGCUUAAGGAAGCGAAUGUAAACUACAUCUCCCACGACGGCGCUUAAUGAAAUCGAGGCAGUGUAAACAGUACUUCAGGAACAUGAAAAGAUCGGAUGACAGUGAGAGGGAAAAGAGGAGAAAGAGGCGCCGGCUGCUUCAGGAGUUGGGAGAGCAACGGAUCCCCUUCCUCUCGCCUUCUGACCCCGGCUUCCAACAGCUAUGGGACUCCAGCUACUCGGGUCUGGCGUUGCGGCAGGCCGGAGCGCUCCCCGAGGGCCUCCAUGAACGUGUGCGGUCAGCGUUGACCACCCUGCGGCGUCGCGGCUGCCUCUUGAGGGACCUGGUCCGCGUGCGGGACCGGGAUGUCUUCACUGCCGUGUCCCGCGCUCUGGUGGGUCAACCGGGCUGCACCUACCGCUACUUGGACACUCGCCUCUUCACCAUCCCUUGGCACUGCGAGGAAGAGGAGGGGCAGGUGCAGACCGAAGGCCAAAGCGAGAAGCCCUGCUGCGACCCAGACCUGAGGAGCGCCUGCAAGGCAUUAUGGGAGCUCAACCAGUUCUUCUGCACGGACAUCCAACAUCACAAGAAUGCCCGGGGUGUCAAACGCAAACACAGUGAGACAGAAAACAGCGGCAGCCAGGAAGCCCCCAAAAAAGAGAGCAGAAGCGAGAAACCUGAAAAAGACCGAGUGCAGGAGGAGAAAGAGGAAAAGUCAGAGAAAGGGGAGCAAAAGGAGGGAGAAGAAGAAGAUUCGGACAGCGGGCAGGGUUGCUCUCACUCCUCUCCUCCGCAGCCCUCACUGAGCGGCCCAGUUCAUUUCAACAUCACGCUCAUUAACUACAUGGACCCGGCUGGUAUGACUCAUCUGAAGGAGGAGCCCUACUAUGGCAUGGGCAAGAUGGCGGUGGGCUGGCACCAUGACGAAAACCUGGUGCCGCUCUCACCCCUGGCUGUCUACAGCUACAGCUGUCCCGGAGAGACCAAACCUGAAGCAGUGAAAGCGCCAGUGGAGAAAGAAGGACAGACUUCAAAUGAAGGAGAAAAGGGGGAUGAAGAAAGAGGGAGCCGAGAGGAAGAGGAAGGGGGCGACGAGGGCACGAGUAAAGAAGAAGGAGAGAAAGAGAAGGCAUGCUGGCGUGUGGGGCUGAAGGUGGCCUGGGACAUCCACACGCCGGGGCUGGCCCUGCCACUGCAGUCUGGAGACUGCUAUUACAUGACAGAUGACCUGAACAGGACACACCAGCAUUGCGUACUGGCAGGGGAAACAGCCAGAUUCAGCUCAACGCACAGAGUCGCACAGUGUACAACAGGUACCUUGGAGUACAUCCAGAAACGCUGCUCUGAAGCUCUGGAGAACUUACACACAGAUCCCGAGACUGGUACCAAGAGUCUACGCUCUUUACUCCCUUUCACCCUGCAGCACAUAGAAGACAUCCAUAAUGAGGUGGAGUUUGAAUGGCUGAGGCAGUACUGGUUCCAGGGCCACCGCUAUGCUCGGUUCUGCAGCUGGUGGAGCAAACCCAUGGAGCGCCUGGAGACAGACUGGAAGGAGAUGGAAAGGAUGACUCAGCUGCUGUUGGCGGUGGUGGAGGAUGAGAGCAGUGUUCAGGAGAACAGAAGAGAAAUGGCUGAGACUCUGCUGAAUGCUCUGACUGACAGACAACAACACAGACAGACCUGGAGGGAUAGAUGCCAGUCGAGCCUGGCACAAACUUUGCCGCCUGAAGAAGCACCUGUGGACCGACCGUACUGGAACAAUGACGACCCGGACAUGCCCUUGCCCUUUGACCUCUCUGACAUCAUCAGCCGUGUGGAGUCACUCCUCUGGAGGAUGUAAGGAUUUUGUCAGAGAAUAAGAGAAGAGAGACAGAGAAAAAGAGCCCGAGGUACCCCAUGAAGGAAACAGGUUGCCGGUGACAUGAGAGCAGCGCUUACCUGGUCUAUUUCUCCCUCACCUGAGGAUGAACACUCUCACACACACGCACACACACUCUCACUCAGUCACACACACUCACACACUCACACACUCACCCACUCAACACCGGACUCCGCCACCGCAUGGAUGGAUGGACGAAUGGAAAGAUGCAGACGCGCACCAAGGGUGAAACCUGGACGAGACUUUUAUUUUUCUCAAUCCUUUUUGUCACCUCUUUCAAUGCCCUUCUGUAGUGUUGUAAUGGAAAUGCAUAUAAACAUUUCAGCAGUAGCAUCCAAUAACUAGGCAUCUAGCUGUGUGUCUUUUUUUGUUUUUUUCUAACGUUCCAUGUAGCCUCUUUUUCCAUGAGAAGCCUUGUCUAACAUGCAUCACAUAUACAAUAUACACAGUGCGCUUUAAAAUGCUCUUCUUUUGCUAGUUGUUUGUUGUUCUUUUGCGAGAAAGUGUAGGAUAUAAUCCUAGCAACCCGGAUAUGAGGUCAUGGGGCGAGCCUUGUGGUAUCAUUAGUGUGCUGUAGUCUUUAGUCCUGCGUGUCAGUAUUGUCUGUCAGUAUUGUGUCGUAUGUUUGCUUGUGUCUGGAAGUUUGCCCUAAUAUUGUGUGUAUGUGUGUGUGUGUGUGUGUGUGUGUGUGUGUGUGUGUGGAUGACAGGUGAGUUUGUUGAGAAUGUUAAACUGUGUAUGUGCCUAAAAGUCAAGUAUGUAUUUAGUAUGUAUGAAUUAUAGUGUCACUGACUUCAUCUCAUUGUGUGUGUGUGUGUGUGUGUGUGUGUGUGUGUAUAUGUAUACAUACAUGAGAACUAGAGUUUUUUGUUUUUUCAUUGGCCUUGCCUGAAGUUGUUCACUGCAACUUGGCAAGUGAAAUGGUCUCAAAUGUAGUCAGUAUCUCUCACUAUAAGAAUAUUAUGAGAUAAUAUUCUAAUAGAUUUUUUACUUGUAAUUUAAAAAGUAAAAGUCAUUUUAUCUGGUGAAAGUCUCUUACUCCACAUAAUGGCAGACAAUUUUGCUUGUUUUACGUGUUAUCAUGAUAUAUUAUAUUCUUAUCUGCAUUAUUUCUUGAAAACAAGAAUUAUUAUCUGCCAAUGGAAUAAGACACUUUCACUAGUGAAACAUGGAAAAAAGAAUUUUUGAACCAUUCUGAAUUUUUCAAACCAUGCUGUUCACUUCCCACUCCAUGGACUGCACAAACAGUCUAUUUUGAAUUCACUGUUUUUAUGAUGCCACAAAAAAUUAGCCCAGUCUUAGCUCAGUCUUUAAUGCACAGUAAGGUUGGAAAGUGAUCAUGUGAAGGUGACUUAUGACUUUUUGGUGCAUACCAUCUUACAGUGUUCUUUAAAAUUAUAUGAAAUAUUAGAGAUAUUGACUACAUUUAAGAUGCCAGGUUUUUUUGCAGUGUAUGUGUUAAUGUGUGAGAUGUUUUGAGUAUUUUUCUUGCUGUAAAGCUACAUCCACAUGAACUUUCCUGUUAGAAAUAAAAGACAUUUGUGCUAAGUUU